Molecule: messenger RNA, 7962 nt
Organism: Austrofundulus limnaeus
Lineage: Eukaryota; Metazoa; Chordata; Actinopteri; Cyprinodontiformes; Rivulidae
Gene: abca7
Product: ATP-binding cassette, sub-family A (ABC1), member 7
Biological process (GO): transmembrane transport; lipid transport
Cellular component (GO): intracellular membrane-bounded organelle; membrane
Molecular function (GO): lipid carrier activity; ATP hydrolysis activity; ATP binding
Source: RefSeq, a predicted model, not a curated record
UCAAUGUCGAGCUACCGGCUACUGUUGGCGGGCGAGGCAGACCUGGAGUAGUUUUAAGAUAUAAUUGUGCUACAACAAGUCCUUCCUCUGGCAGAUCAAAAGUAGGUGUCUUAGAGUGAGAAACGCAAGCUGUUUGGAUAAAGAGGAUUUCAGGAAGAAGCAGGGGAUUGUCUUUGUGGAGCAGAUUACAAGGGCAUGAAAGGAUGGUGAGGUAGCUGCUGGACAUCAUGGGGUUUUUCAAACAUCUCUACCUCCUGCUCUGGAAAAACAUCACGUAUCGAAGACGGAACAAGGUCCAGCUGAUCAUCGAGCUUCUCUGGCCGCUCUUCCUCUUUUUAAUCCUCAUCUCUGUUCGUCAGUCAAACCCUCCGUACAAACAAGGGCAAUGUCAUUUCCCAAACAAAGCCUUGCCAUCUGUGGGCACCCUGCCCUGGAUUCAGAGCAUCAUCUGCAACAUCCACAACCCCUGUUUCCACAGCCAGACAACGGGGGAAAUACCAGGACAAGUUGACAACUUUGACAACUCCACACUGUCUCGUCUUUUCCUGGACGCUCGGGCUCUUCUGUCCUACGGUGGAAACCAGACUUUCUCUGCUUUUCAGGACCUGAUGAAGAGCGUUCAGCUAUUGCAGGAAAAACUCCAAUUAUUGCCAACUCUCCAAGUUAAAGAGUACCUGAUACCCAACGAGACCUUCUCCAGCUUUCUCCUGACCAACGGCAGCCUGUCGCCUUCCACCGUGGACCUGCUGAUGAAUUCUCAUCUGAAUUUUCAGGCUGUAAUGGCAGGAGUCCGGACGCCACUGAAAGUCUUGGUGUGCAACUCGAGUACGUUUGAAGAGUUUCUGACAGUGGACAGCGGAGCAGCCAGCAUGACCGUUGUUCAGACUGAGCUGUGUGACCUACAGGAUGAUGUCCUGCAGGAGGCGGAGCGUCUAUUUUUCUCCCAGCUUGACUUGACCAAGAUCAUCAUGAGAAACCGUCUGAUGAUCAACACUGAAGAGCUCAGGGCCAUCUCUCAGGCUGUUACCUCCAUUUCCCAGGAGCUCGCUGUAAUCAUACAUGAUGUCUCUUCCUUCUCCAGUUUCGCAGAAAUGAGUGCAGCGCUCAGUGUUCUAUCUCCUGAAAACCGCACGGCAGACCCCCGACAGGGUUUCAGAGACUUCUCCAGGAUCAUGUGCGGUCACCCUGAGAACGACGGCGAGCGCGUCCUGUCGCUCAACUGGUACGAAGACAACAACAUCAAAUCUUUACUCGGCAAAAAUGGCAUCGAGGAUGAGGAGGUGGACAGUGAAAACAACACAACUCCGUUUUGUAGAAAUUUGAUCCACAWUCUGGAGUCCAACCCUCUGUCCCGCAUUGUGUGGCGAGGAAUCAAACCGCUGUUCAAAGGAAAACUGCUCUACACACCAGACACUCCUGUAAUACGGCAAGUCAUGAAGGAGUUGAACAGGACAUUUGAAGACCUGCAGAUUCUUCAGGAUCUGCAUGAGGCUUGGUUGGAGGUGAGCCCACAAAUCAAAAACUACAUGGAGACCAGCGUGGAGAUCAACCUGCUGCAGGAUAUGCUGAGGCGUCCAGAGAUCGCAGUUCUGGUUAAUAUGCGAUUGGAGAACACAAACUGGACCGCCUCACGGAUCGCUCAUUUCCUGUCAACACCCUCGCCGGAUAAUCCAAGAGCGCCUGGAGCCUCGGCGACGUGGAUGGACGUCUACGAUGACGUUGAAAACACGAUCACCACUCUGGCACACGUCACCAAGUGCUUCAAUCUGGACAAACUGGAGGGUCUGGAGACAGAGGGUCAGCUGAUCAACAGAGCUCUGGAGCUGCUGGAGGACAGGCGGUUCUGGGCUGGUGUGGUUUUCCAGCUGCCCAACACGUCUUCGUCUGAGCUCCCUCCUCAUGUUACCUACAAGAUCCGAAUGGAUGUCGAUGACGUGGCCCAGACCAACAAGAUCAAGGACAAGUUUUGGCAUCCCGGUCCAUCUGCAGACCCGUACACUAACAUGCGCUACGUUUGGGGUGGAUUUGUUUACAUCCAGGACCUGGUGGAGAAAGCCGUGAACUACGUUCUCACCGGGGUUAAACAGACCACCGGCAUCUACAUCCAGCAGAUGCCCUACCCCUGCUACGUGGACGAUGUUUUUCUUGGCGUGCUGAACAAAUCCCUGCCUCUCUUUAUGACWUUGGCCUGGAUUUACUCGGUGGCCAUGAUGAUCAAAGGUGUUGUGUACGAGAAGGAGGCGAGGCUGAAGGAAACCAUGAGGAUUAUGGGUCUCGGUACAGGAUCUCUGUGGCUCAGCUGGUUCAUCAGCAGCAUAGUUCCCUUCUUGGUUUCUGCCACGCUUCUUAUCGGGCUGCUCCGGUUGGGGGAUAUAUUACCAUACAGUAACCCUGCUGUGGUCUUCUUGUUCCUGAUGGCGUUCGCCACCGCCACCAUCAUGCAGUGUUUCCUCAUCAGUACGUUCUUCUCCAAGGCCAACAUGGCUGCUGCCUGCGGUGGACUCAUUUACUUCUGCCUCUAUCUGCCUUAUGUGCUGUGCACAGCCUGGAGAGACUACCUCACUUCAACACACAGAAUCUUAGCUAGCUUCCUGUCUCCUGUGGCCUUCGGUUUUGGCUGCGAGUACUUCGCCAAGUAUGAGGAGCAAGGCAUCGGUAUACAGUGGUUCAACAUGCGCUUCAGCCCUGUGGAGGGAGACACCUACAGCUUCACCAUCUCUAUCGUCAUGCUUUAUGUGGACGCCUUUAUCUACGCUGUCGCAGCCUGGUACAUCGAAGCUGUUUUUCCUGGUGAGUACGGGAUCCCCAAGCCCUGGUACUUCGUUUUCCAACUCAACUACUGGGGUGGAAUUCCUCUAGAGGCAGGCAUGCCAAUCCCACCAGCACCCACAGACCAAAACGAAGACAACAUUGAACCAGAACCCACUAAUCUGAACCUCGGUGUGAACAUAAGAAACUUGGUGAAACUCUACAAGAAAGGGGGGAAACUCGCCGUCAACCACCUGAACCUGAAGUUCUACGAGGGGCAGAUCACCUCUUUCCUCGGCCACAACGGCGCCGGCAAAACCACCACCUUAUCCGUCCUAACUGGACUCUUCCCUCCAACCUCUGGGACCGUGUACAUCAAGGGCAUGGACAUCCGCUACGAUAUGGACAUCAUCAGGAGGAUGUUGGGGGUUUGUCCACAACACAAUGUCCUGUUUGACAUGCUCACGGUGGAGGAGCAUGUGUGGUUUUACGGGUGCCUGAAGGGUUUAUCUGAAGAAAAGGUGAAGGCUGAACUUGGCACUUUGCUUGAGGAUGUGGGCUUGUUGCACAAACGACACGAACUGACCAAAAACCUCUCUGGUGGGAUGCAGAGAAAGCUGUCAGUGGCGAUCGCGUUUGUUGGGGGAUCGAAAGUAAUCGUUCUGGAUGAACCCACUGCCGGCGUCGACCCGUACUCCCGCAGAGGGAUCUGGGAUCUGUUGCUUAAGUACCGUAAAGAUCGAACCAUCAUUCUGUCUACUCACUACAUGGAUGAGGCGGAGCUGUUGGGCGACCGGAUUGCCAUCAUCUCCAAAGGGAAGCUGCGCUGCUGCGGAUCCCCGCUCUUCCUAAAAUCCCUGCUGGGAUCUGGUUACUACCUGACUGUGGUAAAGAGGGAGGAUCCGAGCAUCAGCACUCCCAGUAACUCCAGCAUUUGCACCGGUACCAGCAUCAGCACCAACAAGCUUCCUCCUUUGGUUCAGGACAGUGAUUCAUCUCUGAGUGAGGACACGGGGCUGGGAAGUGAAGACAGCACCUCCUCUUUGCUCUCCCUGGUGCAUCAGCACAUCCCAGAUGCGAGGUUAGUGGAGGAGUCUAGAAGAGAAGCGGUGAUCAACGUGCCACAAACUGCUGCCAAAAACGGCUGCCUGGCUAUCUUCCUGUCUAAACUGGACCAGAGACUUCCUGAGCUGGGCAUCAGCAGCUACGGGCUGUCAGACAGCACACUGGAGGAAAUCUUUCUGCGAGUGGCAGAAGAAACCGAUGUUGACGCUGAUCCAGAGCAGCCUGCAGAACCUCCCCGCGGUCCUCAGCCAUCAGUAAAAAAGACUGAGGCAGGACUGGAUGAAGUUCCAGAGACAGGAAGGAAAAGACACUGUAAAAAAGAGCAUCAGGAGACAGACCUGCUGAGUGGAGAUGCUCAGGGUGGCRUGGCUGUGACAGGCUGGUGGCUGCUGUGGCAACAGUUCAAAGCUCUUUUCAUCAAGCGCUGGCUUUACGCUCGAAGGAGCAAUCGCGGCAUCUUUGCUCAGAUUGUUCUGCCUGCCAUGUUUGUGCUGAUUGCUCUGCUCUUCAGCAAAAUUGUUCCUCCGUUUGGAAAGUACCCCCCACUUGAGCUGCAGCCCUGGAUGUAUGGCAAACAGUACACCUUCUUCAGCAAUGAUGCUCCUGGGAACCCAGUCAUAGAGAACCUGCUGGAAGCUUUGCUGGAUCAACCCGGUUUUGGGACCAAGUGCAUGGCAAAAGAGAAUGAAAACGACACAAGUCCUCAGUGUGAAAGUAAGCGGGGGUCCGUGUUCAUGAGGCCACACGUAAGUUUCUCCACCUGGAAGAUGUUCAGCAGAGGGAACUGGAGCAGAAACAAACCCUCACCAGAAUGUGUGUGCAGCACGGAGGACAUCCACCGGAUGUUUCCUGAGUGUCCAGAGGGCGCCGGCGGUCUUCCUCCUCCACAGAAUAUGAGAGCGACUGGAGACAUCCUCCAGAAUCUGACAAGUUAUAACAUCUCUGAUUACCUGGUGAAGACCUACCCACAAAUCAUGAAGAAAAGUUUAAAAACCAAGCAGUGGGUGAAUGAAUUCAGGUACGGAGGCUUCUCCCUCGGAGGCAUCACCACCCACAGAGUAUCGAGAUCCCAAGACCUCCAGGACUCGGUCAUGGCAAUCAGGACUCAUUAUCAAGUCGAACAGAACAGUUCGCUGGAUCAUCUGUUGAAAAAGCUGCCAAGGUUUCUGGGAGAAAUGCACAGUGAGAACAGCGUCAAGGUGUGGUACAACAACAAAGGCUGGCACGCCAUGGUGUCCUUCCUCAACGUGGUGAAUAACGGCCUGCUGAGAGCGAGCCUGCCAGAACCAGAGAGGAGGAAACAUGGCAUCACCGUCUACAAUCACCCUCUCAACCUCAGCAAGGAGCAACUCACUGAAAUGGCCAUGUUGACCACAUCAGUGGACGUUGUGGUGUCCAUCUGUGUUAUCUUUGCCAUGUCCUUCGUUCCGGCCAGUUUCAUCCUGUUUCUGAUCGAGGAGCGAGUCAGUAAAGCCAAACACCUUCAGUUCGUCAGCGGGGUCAAACCAAUCCUCUACUGGCUGGCCAACUUUACCUGGGACAUGCUGAACUAUACCGUCCCAGCCUUCAUCGUGGUGUUGAUCUUCAUCAGUUUUCAGCAGGAGGCGUACGUCUCUGAAACCAACCUGCCUGCGCUCAUCCUCCUCCUUCUACUUUACGGGUGGUCCAUAAUACCUCUGAUGUACCCAGCGUCCUUUGUUUUUUCCAUCCCAAGCACAGCUUAUGUGUUUCUAACCUCCAUCAACCUCUUCAUCGGGAUCAAUGGAAGCUUCGCCACCUUUGUCCUGGAGAUGUUUGUAGAUGAGAAUUUAAACAAGAUCAACAGGAUCCUGAAGAAUGUGUUUUUGAUCUUCCCACACUUCUGCUUGGGACGAGGUCUCAUCGACAUGGCUAAAAACCAGGCGAUGGCAAACGCCUUCGAGAGACUGGGAACCAAACCAAUUCUCGACCCUUUUCAGUGGGACUUUGUGGGGAAGAAUCUGUUUGCGAUGGCUGUAGAAGGCUUCAUCUUUUUCAUCUUCACCAUUCUCCUGGAGUACAAAUUUUUCAUUUACUUCAGGAUGAGCCCACCACUGGGAUGGACCCAAAAGCCAAAAGAUUUUUGUGGAACUGCAUCCUCAGUGUCAUAAAAGAGGGCCGAGCGGUUGUGCUCACCUCCCACAGUAUGGAGGAGUGUGAGGCCCUCUGCACCAGGAUGGCCAUCAUGGUCAACGGCAGGUUUCAGUGUCUUGGAUCUGUGCAACACYUGAAGAACAGGUUUGGCGAUGGCUACACCAUCGUCCUCCGUUUAACGGACAACAGAUGUGUCCCGGACUCCUGUCCCGUCCACGACUACAUGAGGACGUCUUUUCCCAGCAUCGAGCUGAAGGAGCGGCACCAGAGCGUCCUGCAGUACCAGCUGGCUUCGCACAGCUGCUCGCUGGCUCGCGUCUUCGAUGCGCUGGCCAACAACUACGAGGAGCUUGGCAUCAUCGACUUCUCCGUCUCACAGACCACACUGGACCAGGUAUUUAUCGGCUUCGCAAAGGAGCAGACGGAUGACGACUGCCUCACAGAUGUGGUCAUCAGCAACGGUGCAGCCCAGCUCAACUUCAUGCCCCAAAUUAACCCCCCCACCGUGCAGCCACAAGCACCGACCGCGCCUCCUCAGCCGAAGAAAUCGCCGCCGCUUCCCGCUAAAUCGCUCAACGCCAAUCAGAAGGCAGCUAAGCAGAAGAAGACCAAAGCCCGCAAGCUCGAGUCCGAGGGUGAUGCGAGCAGCAGCGUGCCUAUGAGCAGAUUCCCUCAGACCCAGGAGAAGACCCAGGAGUCCAGCAGCAGCACCAGUGGAGUUCAGAGGAAGUCCAGCAAACGCCGAGGCUCCAAGGACAAAAAGGAGAGCUCCAACAAAGAUCCCUCUGCGCUCUUUAUAGUCGGCACCGCCUCUCAGGACAGCUGGCUGUGAGGUGCACCUCAAAACGGACCAAAGAUACAAAGAAGCUAUUUAUUCUCUAUUUAAAAGCUGCUGUGUUCGCAACAGUAUGACAUGACCAAACUAUUAAAAAGAGACUUGAGUUUUAUUUUUUAAAAAAGAAACAAAUUCUUCCUCAUGACGGCUGCUCGUGCCUUGUUCACCUCAUCACACAUCUGUAGCUUUCUACUCUUAAUGCAGGAACAUAUACUGUAUAUAUGUGGUUCCAAAUCCAUGGAUUAUUAAUCCUAAAAGAUUACUAUGCAGAGCUCAGUGUAAAAAGAACGAGUUAUGUUUCUCAGGACUUCAUCAGUUGGCUUCUUAAAGUUUUAUUUUUCUCCAGACAGCACUUUAUUAAAAAAGAAACUGUUACCUUCUCCUGUUUUUAUAUAAAUAUGAGCAUUUUAAAGGCUGUUACGGGACAACUCACUGGUUCGCUUAUCUUUUUAACAUCCUUUUGUUUUUUAAAUCCAAUAUUUAUUUUAUCUUGUAUUGUUACUUUUAAGAAAAAAAUACUGUGGGGUGUGUGGAUAGCAUCACAGUUAUAGACGUCAAGAGUUGGCUCGAUUCUUUCUUUUUUGUUUGUGCGGUUAUUUAUCAGUUUCUCUGUAGGUCACAUUAUUUUGAACCAAAAUCAAUCAAUCUUGUCCGGACAAACCUCCAGAAGUUCAGCUGCAUCAUUAUAAUGCAUCAAACCUUCCAAAUACAAUCAAAGAAUUAAUUCUGAUCCAUUGAAAACCAUUAAAAAUGUAUGGCCUUUGAAGAUAUAUUUUUUAUAAACUACUUUUUUGUUUCUGUGAACUAAGUGACAGAUCUGCUGAAUGUUUAAAACAAGCUGCUACUGCACUGAAAUGCACCAUUAUAGUUUCAAAAAUUGUUUGCCGUAAAAACUGAAGUAAUGGCAUGCCAUUUCUGUCUGUAAAGGAACCUAAAGAUUUAAUCUGAGUUCCUGUCAUUUACAUAAAAUGUCAUCUCCAGACAGGUGUGCUAAAAUGAUACAAAACCAAACGUUUAGGCUAAGUGAUAUAAAGCUGGAUCUUUUAUUUUGGAAAAAAUAGUGCACUACUAAAUGUACACUAUUGUUUGAUAUAUGUAUACUGAAAAAUUAGUAUUUGUUGUGAAUGUUUCUUUUUCUGAAAGAAAAUAAUACCCCUGUUUUCUUUACCUCACAUUUAAUCAGUAAAUUCACUUUUCAUUAA